GAGCAGCAUGCUUGUUUUCCUAUUUACAAAACACGGGAUUGCGCUCCGUAGCCGGUGAAAAAGAACAAAACGUGUGUGUGCAUUCAGCGUCAUCCAAUAGCAAGCAACGUCGGUGUACUGGUCUCUAUUGCUUUGUUCAUAGACAAAUUUACCUUUUACUAUUAUUUUACGAGUACUCCAAACGCUGUUCUUUCGGAGGUACAAUUAUAAAUGGAAUGCUUGUACUCUGAGAUUUUUUGUACGAAAUUGUAGAAAAGUAGUGUGAUAAUUUUCCAUAAAGUUAUUGUUGAAACUGGUCUCUAUAAACAUCUGUGCGGUUGCCUUGAAUGACAAGUGAGCUGUCUACCUGUGUUUUUAUUAGUUGAUGUUUAUCAAGUUAAAUUUGGUGUUUUUUGUUUGGAAAUUUAAAAUAAUCCUUUGUGUUCUUUAAUUCAAAAUGUUCUCAUGCAAUUGUUUAAAUGUAAUUGUCGAAUCGGAAACAAAUGAUUUUCAGCAUGCUAAUUUAGAUCACUUGAACUUAAGUGAGGAAGAAAAACAAGAUCUCUUUUUUAAACAAGAUGUCAGGCAAGUUGACAAGCUAAGAAGAAUUAACAAAGAACAUUCAGGAUUAGUAGCUUCACGAAAUGUCGGUAAUUGGAUCGUACAUCAGUGCUUAAAUUGCGAUGUUCAAACACAUGCCAUCCAUCGAGACAGAGGAGCUGCUUGUGUACUAAUUUCUACGAAAUUAUUGAAUUCAGCACUCAUAACGACAGUACGUAACAGCGAACUUUACUCUAACGUUUUUCACAUACUAAUUUCUCCAGAGAAGGAAAACAAUUUUGAUGAACAUCAUGACAGGUUACCGCCCGAUGUCGAAUUAGCUUUGAGUGGAUUAAAGCAACGUGUAACAGAGUUUAUAAGUAGUGAAGCAACUGCUACCGAAGAUCGAAUACGUGUAUAUACUGAACAACAAUAUGCAGCAUUAGAUAAAUUUCGAGAGAGGGCUCAGAUGGAACAUAAAAUUCUUAGCAGGGUCAUAAUGGAAAAGAGGUAUCAACCGAUGAACCUAUCUGAGAACUUUAUAAUUCCAUCUUCACCAAAUAGCAGAUUAAGCGACACUGUACCUGUAUUGAAUGCCAAUAUAAAUUCACCUAGUGAUAACGCGAAAACUAAAUUAAUUACGAAAAUGAAAACUAACUCUAAUCGUAUCACGGCCAGACAGAUGAGCACACCUGUGGGGUAUGGAAAGUCUAUUGAUUCCGAAGGACUUUUCCAAUUGGAGGAAAUGGAAGAUCCAUAUCCAUAUACUGUGAUAGAAAAUGAUAGUGAUAAUGAUGUGGAUUCUUCCAAAACUGAUGGUGCUCAGAUCCCAAGAAGCAAAAAUCAGCAAUGCAGUAUAGCAAAGUCCCUUCCUGUAACGAUUCCGACUUUUAUGUCACAAAUCCGCAAUCGUAUAGUCGAAGAGGAACACGAUGACGAAUAUGUGUUGCAGGACAAUGAGGAUCAUCCAUCAGACAUUGCAGCAAGUAUAAAAGCACUAGCGAAGAGCGUUCACGGGGAUACCGUAUUUGGGGACCUACCAAGACCAAGAUUUAGUACGCAAAUAUAAGAUUACCCUUCCACAAUGCAAUUUACAAAUUUGCUUAUCCAUGAGGUCCGAAUCAGAACAAGUUUACAUAUGGCAUUACAAAUGAAUGUUUUUAAGUAGAGUUGUAAGGAAUGACGCUUUCUUGUUGGCACACAAUAAUUCGUGGGUCCCUCCGUAUAUGAUUUUGUACCGAUCCGAAGUUUAGAAUGACUUAUGAUAAAUGGCUGAACAAUAUUUUUAUAUCAAAGUUCCUUAAAUUACAAACCUAAUUUGCUCGUCAAUUGUAACAAAUAAAAAUAUUUAAUGUUUAUAAGAUGAAUGUACCACGCCAAGAUAAAACCUUGUGUGCAAGUAGAUUGUUAAGUUUGUUUAUUCCUUGAUAAUUUUUAAAAUCCCUAUAUGUGCCUAAUUAAUAAUGAUUUAGUAAUUUAAGAGGUAUUGAAUUAGUUUUAUAAUUGAAACUGCAGCUUUUUACUUGUUUGCUUCAAAUAUACAGUGUAUUGUACAUUUAGUUAUCACUUUUGAAUAAAAUUUCCUUCUCUAUAUGUUAAUUUACAUUAAUAAGUUUUCUCAGUGUCAAAGUGUAAAUUACUUCUUGUGCACUGUAUAUUUGCUAUGCAAUUACAGAUAUCGUCAGAAGUGUAUUAUUAGUCUGAUUUUUGCAAUUACAGAUAUCGUCAGAAGUG
Molecule: messenger RNA, 2253 nt
Organism: Photinus pyralis (common eastern firefly)
Lineage: Eukaryota; Metazoa; Arthropoda; Insecta; Coleoptera; Lampyridae
Gene: PRAS40
Exons: 8
Coding region: 437-1588 (383 amino acids)
Biological process (GO): negative regulation of TOR signaling; negative regulation of protein kinase activity; neurotrophin TRK receptor signaling pathway
Cellular component (GO): cytoplasm
Source: RefSeq, a predicted model, not a curated record